Molecule: messenger RNA, 1464 nt
Organism: Medioppia subpectinata
Lineage: Eukaryota; Metazoa; Arthropoda; Arachnida; Sarcoptiformes; Oppiidae
Source: the annotation of a GenBank genome assembly
AUGAAACAUAUUAAAUGUCGGCCAAAGAUAUUAACAAUAUUACCGAACGGUGCGAAUAUUGGUAUUACGGGUGCCGUCAAAUGGUUAAACACAAGAAUCUUAAGGAGCGCACAGACAACUGUCGCUAUAAACCGGCACAAUGUUCAGCAACACUUGACGGCACCGGUAGUGUUGGACAACGAAAUGAACGCCGAUAUGACCGACAAAACACUGUCAAUAUUAAGGAAAAUGUUGAGAAAAAAUAACACACUAUUAGAUGUGUGUAGAAAUGUGGUCUAUUACAUGGAGCUUGAGUUUGGCACCGUUUGGACUUGUUUGGCCAACUCAUACAAUAAUAAUGACUAUAGUUGGCACAUUAAGAAACAAACUGGUUUCUAUAUGGUAUUUGAUUGGGGAGUAUUUAAGAUGCGAUUAAAGCGUAACAAAAUUGCCCGCAAAUUGGAUACUAAGGCGACAACAAUGAAAACAUCGAUGGUAUCGGUUGUGACGGACAUUGUGUUUAAGGCCUUUGAUAUGGCGGACGGUUUAAUCGACACACCAACCCAUAUAAAAGCUCAAAUGGCGACCGAAUAUCCGGAUAUUAACAAUAUUACCGAACGGUGCGAAUAUUGUAAUAACGGGUGUUUACAAGUGGUCACACAAAAUGACCUUAAAGAACACACAGACAACUGUCGCUAUAAGACGGCACAAUGUUUAGCAUGCAAUUGUGUGCACACAUCGGGGCGCGACUGUAUUGAAUCGUUACGCGCAGAGAUCGAGGCAUUAAAAGCAAUUAAUAAUGAGUUGAAAAAUGGUCAUGGUUAUAAUGACAGUAAUUUGGAUCAAUCAGUAUUACCAAGUAAAGAGUUGUCGGCACAUCAGAUACUGGCCGAGUGUAGGCAACACCUGUCGACACCGGUGGUGUUAGACAACCAAUUGAACGCCGAUAUGACCGACAAAACACUGUCUAUAUUUCGGGAAAUGUUGACAAAACAUAACACACUAUACGAUGUGUGUAAACAUGUGGUCGAUUACAUGGACCUCGAGUACGGCAGUAGUUGGCACUGUUUGGUUGAUUAUGACGAAUACAAUGGAUGUUUAAUGAUCGAUCACAAUUAUUUGUUUUAUUGGUCCAAUUUGAAGGCCCGACUCGAGCGCAACAAAAUUGCCCGCAAAUUAGACAUAUAUUAUACGGCUAUGAAUGAGUCGAUGGUAUCGUUUGUGACGGACAUUGUGUUUGAGGCCAUCGACAGUAAUGACAACAUAAGCGCUACAAUUCAUUACAUUGUGACCCAAAUGAAGGCCAGAUAUCCGGUCAGAGAGUGGCAGUGCUUUGUCUACUAUAGAGGUUUUGGUGAUCGAUAUGUACAAUACGUUAACAACAAUUUUAUCCAUUGUCACGUCGACCAGAUUACCAUCAUUAUUUUUGAAACUAGAUUGUAUUAACAUUUAAUUGUUGUUUUGAUUAAUUUUGAUAACCACACC